AUGGCUCAUAAAAGUCCUCGAUAUUGUUUAUAUCGAGAAUUUGUCGAUGCUUACAUGAAAGGUCAUCCUGAAAUGACACGAUGUACCUCACAUCAUAGUGCACAAACAGAAUGGAAUCAAAUAAAAAAAGAUGAAGAAUUAGUACGAAAAAAAAUCACUGAAUAUCUUAAUACAUGGAAUAAAUCCGGCGCAACAACAGUUGAAACAAAACAAUCAACACCAACAACAAAUGGAAAAAAAGGUUCAACAAAAAAAACAACACGUAAACGUACACUUUCAUCAGAAGAUGAUGAUCCAAAUUAUGAUCCAAAUGUUGUCGAAUCUGAAACACCAACAUUUUCUAAACGUAAGAAUACAUCAACUGAUGAUAUGGAUGCUGAAACAUUAGCUAAAGAAAAACCAUGGAUUGCACGUUCAAAUGAAAAAGCUGCUAAGAAAAAAGCACAAGCACAAGCUAAAGCAACAAAAGCUGAAAUUGACAAAAUUAAAACACCAGCACAAGAAUCUGUAUUAAAAGAUCUUAAAGAAAUAUCUGAACGUAUUGCUAAUUUAAUUCAAGUUAAAAGUAUGGGUUUAUUAACACCAGAAAAUCAAAAAACAUUAAAAAAAUUAAUUGAACAAAAAAAACAACGUACAACAGAUCUUAAACGUCUUCAAUCAAAACAACGUGCAUCAACACGUUAUCGUGAAAGAAAAAAACGUCGUGUUGAACAAUUAUGUGCAUCUAAUCCUGAAGUUGCUGCUGAAUUAUCGAAAAUUUUCCGACCAUCAAAUAGAGGUAUGCAAAUUGAUGAAGAUUGUCCAGAUCUUUUACAAAUUAUUGCUGAAAUUGCACGUGUUGGUGGUGCAUCUGAUAAUAAAGGCAAAGCAUGUGUAUCAUUAGAUGAUUUAAAAGAUAAAAUUAAAGAACGUGGAUAUGAAAUUCGAAAAUCUUCACUUUAUUAUCGUCUUAUGCCUAAUCGUGCUUUAUCUCAUGAUGGAAAAAAACAUGUCGUAACUGUACCUGUUCGUCUUCGAAAAUUACAAGGAAUUCAAGAACCACCAAAGCAUGAAGAUUCGCAUUUUACUGCUGCUGCAUUAAGACAUAUUAAAGAUUUAGCAGGAAUAUUUGGUAAUGAUUGUGUCUUUUAUUUAACACAAGAUACAAAAGCUAAAGUUAGUAUUGGUCGACCUUCAGCUAAAGGUCAAGCACCACUUAUUAUGCAUUUGGAUUAUGAACAAAGUUUAAUUGAACCAGAAACGGCUCCAGUUGCUAAACAUCAAUUUACACCAUGUAUUUAUGGUGCAUCAAUUAUUGAUGAUACAGGUUUAAUUGGUAAUGCUGGUCCAACAUAUGUUUCAAUUCGAUCAGCUAAGCAUGAUCGAUUAACACAUGAAACUCAUGCUAUUGAUUUUGAUCGUUUAGUUCAAUUAAAAGAAUUUGAAAAAGUUGCACGUGAUCAUCUUGGUCGAGUUAAACCUAUUGUUGUUAUUAAUGUUGAUAGUAAUGGUUUAGAAAAUAAUACACGUUAUCCUAAAACACUUUCAACAGCUAUUGAUAAAUUUAAAAAAUAUAAUUUAGAUGGACUUUUUAUUAUAAAUCAAGCACCAGGUCAAGCUUUAUUUAAUAUUGUUGAACGACGUUUAUCACCUAUGUCACAUGAUUUAGCUGGUCUUAUUCUUCCACAUGAUCAUUUUGGUACACAUUUAAAUGAUGCAGGUUCAACUGAACAUGCCGAAUUAGAAAAACAAAAUUUUAAAAUGACUGCUGAUGUUUUGGCUGAAGUUUGGAGUAUGAAUGUACUUGAUGAAUAUCCUGUUGUUGCUGAAUAUAUUAAUCCACCACCAUUAAUUGAUGAACAACUUAAAAUGGUUGAUAGUACAUUAACUUUGGAUAGUAUCAUUGAUCGAAUUUGUUCUGAAGAAGAUGAAGAAGCACCACUUGAUCAACGUGUUACUCAAACACGUACAACUCCAACGAUUCCAACAACAGAAAUCAAGACUGAAUGUGACAUUGAUGAAUAUUGGUGUGCAACACAUGUUCUUCACACUCAAUAUACAAUUCAAAUAAUUCGUUGUAAUAAUCCAUCAUGUUGUACACCAUGGCGUUCAAAUUAUAUUCAAGUAUUUCCACAUCGUUUUCUUCCACCACCAGUACCAUUUAAUCGUUCAUCACGUGGUGUUAAAAUGGCUGAAAUUGAAUCAUCAUCGGCAAUAAUAAAUCCUGUAUCACCAUUUUAUGGUAAUCUUUUUCAACGUAUACAAUUUCAUGGUAUUGUUAUUAAUCGUACACAUAAUGAUUUAUUACCAUUUGAUGCAUGUUGUCCAUCAUUACAAAUAAAAUUAUCUUCACGUAUAUGUUCAAUUUGUAAACAAUAUAUACCAUCAGCAAUACGUUUACGUAAUCAUUAUAAAAUUCAUCAACAACAAUAUGCAUCAAAUUUCUUAGAUUAUAAUAAUAAUAAAGAGGAAGAUUUUAUUGAUGAUAAUGAUUUAAAUGAUCCAUAUGAAAUGUCAAUGUUACAAAUAAAACCAACACAAAAUGGUGUUUGCUUAUUUACAGAUAUGAUUGAAUGGUUAAGAUCAGAUUUUGAAGAUGAUCCUGUUGUUGAUACAAAAGCUAAAUCAACAGCAGCAACAGCAUCGGCUAUGAUUCGAAAAGAUAAACAAAUGGCAGCUAAUCAAACAACAACAACAACCAUUCAACAAGAAAAAACAAUUACAAUUACAACAAAUAAUCAUCAAACACAAAUAAAUAAAAAUGUUACACAAGAACAAGUUACAACUAUAACAGGUGAUACACAGACAACAACAACAACAACGACUGAAAGUCAAUGUUUAGUUGAUGUUCAAACAGAAAAUGGCAGUGUGUUAGAUGCUAUGGAACAAUUAGCUAUGAUUGAAGAUGGUACAAAUUCAAUUGGAAAUGCACCAAGUCAAGAAAGCUGGGAUGAUCUUGAUGAUCUUGUUGAAAAAAUUUAA
Rotaria sordida is the source of this 2961-nucleotide messenger RNA. The record is from the annotation of a GenBank genome assembly. Lineage: Eukaryota; Metazoa; Rotifera; Eurotatoria; Philodinida; Philodinidae.